Messenger RNA from Styela clava, 2897 nucleotides. Lineage: Eukaryota; Metazoa; Chordata; Ascidiacea; Stolidobranchia; Styelidae. The record is from RefSeq and is a predicted model, not a curated record.
GUUUUGCAUUAGGUUAAAAGCAUUUUUGGUACUUCGCAAUUUUAUUUUGGAUGGUGUGUCGGUUCUAAUGGGCAUUGCAGUUUAUAACGGGGCAGUGUGUUUUAACAUAUACCAGUAUUUUAAAAUAAUUUCAAUGCAGUGUUGGCAAUGACUGUGAACUCAGCGAACUGCGGUCAAUUAGACUACCGUGUACCGGUACCGUACCGUACUUGGUAUUUCUGCUGAACUAUUACCGGUAGGGCCUACAGUAUUAGGGUACGGCAUUGACAGCAUAUGAAUUACUUAUGUUUUACACUCUGUAUCGGGUUCUGUUUUCUCUUCUAAAUCUAUAAUCCAAUAAUUUUUUAUUACAUUGCCAGUGCACCAUACCUAACACCUGAACACUGUUACACCAACCUGCCAACUGACCAACAAACCUAGCAGCAGUAUUGUAAAUCAAAGUUAUAUACCGGUAUUGACCGUGCAUCAGUAAUGCCUAGCCGUUGUGUAAUUGGAGGUUGCUCCAACACUCAUAGAGAUGGAGUGUCAUUGCAUAUUUUUCCGAAAGAUCAAGCAAGAAAAAAAUUGUGGGUUAAAUUUGUGAAACUAACCCGGUCAGAUUUCUCGUUUCAAACACACAAAAGACCAUUAAUCUGCAGUGAUCAUUUCAGUCCUGAAAGUUAUGUUGAGAGAAUGAAAUAUUGUGAUGAGGGCAGCCAGAGAGUUUUAAGUGAAGUUGCAGUGCCUUCCAUUAAAAGAGGCAGUGAUUUAGAAAAGAAAAAAGAAAGAUAUGUGGUGCAGAAAAGGAAGGGAUUGGUGAUCGCCAGUGGCUUUUCACAUGAUGAAGCUUCGUCAUCACAGCAAACACCAAUUUAUCAAAAUUAUGAUCCAGAAGAUACUGUGUGCAAUAAAACAGUUGAGCGGUAUAAGAAUAUGACAGUUACACAGCAGUCUAAGCAAACUCAGACUUUACAGAGACGUGGAAAUUACAGUAAAGCAUGCCAAUCCAGCAUCCAAUCAAGAUCAGUCGGCUUGCAAUGUGAUUUGAUAGCUGCACCUCCAUUGCAGCUGUUCAAAUCACAGGAGCAAAACAUGGUUGUCGACUCCGACUCGAUUUCUGAAAUGGAUGACGACUCAAGUACAGACAGUAGCUCUGACUUGAUUAGUGUUUCAGAUGAGUCAUGCAGUGCAGAAGGAGAGUCGUACGAAACUGUAAAGGAAAAAUACAUCGUUAGCCGACAUAAGCUUUUGCAACUCUUUGCUAGUUGUGAAAAGUGCUCAGGAAUUUGUGCUGUCGAUGUAGAAAGGGUGGUUGGAACCAUGGUGGUAAUCCAAGCCAUUUGUUGCCAGUGUGGGUAUAAUCGGCAUUGGGAAAGCCAGGAUUCCAUUGGUGGUAUACCAGAGGGAAACAUCCUCUUGUCUGCUUCCAUUUUGUUUGGAGGAUGUUGUCCCAAAAAAGUAUUACGAUCGCUUUGUAACUCAGGCAUAAGAACCAUCGCAUACAGUACAUAUCAACGACACCAGGAUAAAUACUUGCAGCCGGUGAUUAUUGCAUCCUGGGUUGAACAAAGAGCGGCAUUGCUGGCGGAGAGGAGAGGCAUGCCAUUGACUAUAGGUGGUGAUGGCAGGGCUGAUAGCCCAGGUCAUUCUGCCAAAUUUGGAUGCUACACUAUCAUGGACCUAAAAACAAAUGAAAUAAUUGAUAUGAAACUUAUUCAGAAAAAUGAAGUUACGAGCAGUAACCAUAUGGAGUUGGAGGGUUUAAAGAGAGGUAUAGAUGCACUUUUAGAAGAGGGAAUAAGAAUUGGCGAACUGAUAACAGAUAGACACCCAUCUGUGACGAAAUGGGUUCGUGAGAAUCUGGAACCAUCUGGGACGAAGCAUUUUUUUGACAUUUGGCACAUUGCCAAAGGUCUUGGUAAAAAGAUUGACUCAAAGGCUAAACUUACUGAUUGUGGCAUACUGCAAGAGUGGAGGCGGAGUAUUAUUAACCAUUUGUACUGGUCGGCGGGUAGCUCGGGGGGCGAUGGUGACAUGGUUGAGCAGAAAGUCAUGAGCCUACUUCGUCACAUCCGAAAUGUUCACACAGGACAUGGGAACCUAUACAUGGAAUGUCAACAUGCACCUUUAGGUGAUGAGGAAAAAAGGAAGAAAUGGAUUUUUCCAGGACAGAGAGCGUAUGAUGAAUUGGAGAGUCUUUUCGAUAACUUUAGGUUCAAAAAAGACAUCCGAAAGCUCUCACCAUUAGAUCAGACAUCUGGAUUGGAAGGGUUCCACUCCCUAUUGAACCAUUUUGCUCCCAAGAUGCUGUCGUAUGGUUACAAAGGAAUUUUCUGCAGAAUGUUAUCAGCGGUUCUACACCACAAUGCUAAUAGUGGAAGACCUCAGGCAAAAACAAAGGAUGGGUGCCUGCAAUAUGAGAUCCUGUAUCCUAGGGGGAAAAUGGGACAGCACACUGUUCGAAGAGUACGCUCUGAGCCGUGUUAUGCAUAUGUGAAAGUCUUGCUUCAGAAAGUUAUUUCAGAGGUUGAUGGCAGUUCAACCACAAGCCAGGGUGAUCUGUCACUGAUAUCAUCACCACCACCAACCUUGUCUUCCAGGUGUGAGAGGCCAGAUAAGGAGCUCGCAAUACAGGAGCUUCAAAGCCGUUUUAAUAGUUAAGUAAUGACAACUAGGGCUGUGGAGCCGAAAAAAAUUUACGCAAGCAAUUUCGGCUCUAACUUUUCAGGAAAUCAAAUUUGGCUUAUGCAAGCUUUUGUAGUUUUAGAAAAUUCAAAUGUAAAUUGUUAUCCCUAUUAAGAAGUUAAAAUGAAAAGAGAGACUAAUCUCUGCAAAUUAGGCUAUUUAAGUUUAAAAUUCGUAUCCAAAGGUCAAAAAAACAUGUCAACCUCGGCUCCACAGCCCAUAGUUCAUCAAAU